AAACUGACUCUCUCCAAAUCCAGAGAAUGGAGACUUCAGCAUUCCUCACUCUCCCCCUGCUGCUUGGGGCUUCCCUUGCCCUGGCACAGACCUUUAAAGGAUACCACUCCUUAUGUUACUUUGACAUCGCAGUGUCAAGGCCUGGCCUAGAGGAGACCCACUACAUGAUUGUUGGCUAUGUGGACAACACAGAGUUCGUGCAUUUCAACAAUGAGGCAGCGAAUCCAAGGUUUGAGCCCCGGGUUCCCUGGAUGGAACAGAUAGGAUGGAAGUACUGGGAUGACCAGACGCGCAUUGCCAAAGUCGCAGAACAGUAGAUUAGAGUGUACUUUCAGAAACUGCGAGACUACUACAACCAGAGCCAGAACAGUUCUCACACCAUCCAAAGGAUGACUGGCUGCUACAUUGGACCAGAUGGGCACCUACUUCACGCAUACCGUCAGUUUGGCUAUGAUGGAAAAGAUUACCUCACUCUGAAUGAAGAUCGGAGCACCUGGACUGCGGCAGAUGCAGCAGCUGAGAUCACCCAUAGAGAGUGGGAGGCAACUAAUGCUGCUGAAUACUGGAGGGUCUACUUGGAGGGCCCUUGCGUGGUGUGGCUCUUUAAAUACCUGAUGAUGGGAAAUGAGACUCUACUGCGCUCAGAUCCCCCAAAAGUAUAUGUGACCCAUCACCCUAGACCUGAAGGUGAUGUCAUCCUGAGGUGCUGGGUCCUGGGCUUCUACCCUGCUGAUAUCACCAUGACCUGGCAAAGAGAUGGGGAAGAUCAGACCCAGGACAUGGACAUUACUGAGAUCAGACCUGCAGGAGAUGGGACCUUCCAGAAGUGGGCAGCUGUGGUAGUGCCUUCUGGGGAGGAGCAGAAAUACACAUGCCAUGUGGAGCAUGAGGGGCUGACUGAGCCCCUCACCUUGAGAUGGAGUAGACCUCCUCAGUCUUUCGUUUUCAUCAUAGUAGUUACUGUUGGCCUGGUUCUCCUAGGAGCUUCAGUAGCUACUCUUGUCAUAUGGAAGAAGAGCUCAGGUGGGGAAAGGGGCAACCUGAGUUUUAUUUCUAACUGAGGGACUCUAAGCCUCAGGUAAGUUUUCUCUGCCUCCUUAUUGGGAAGGGGUGUGACCCAUUAUUGCCAAAGGAAAAAUUCUGAGUGUCAUAACUGAAAAUAUUUGAAUCUCAAAAGAUCAAAAUCCCCAAAAAACAAUUUUUAAAUGUAUCCAAAACCAUAAGCUAGAUUUAAAGGGAUAUUUACACACACACACACACACACACACACACACACACACAUGAAAGAGAGAAAGAGAGAAAGAAAGAAAGGAAGGAAGGAAGGGAGGAAGGAAGAAAGCAUGAUAGAACAAGGGUCUCUUAUGAACUCAGAUACACUAACAAAAGACAGAUGUAGUAUUGUGAGGAGUAAACCAUAUUCAGAAAGGCCUAGGUGGACAAACAAAAUGUGUAAAUGUAUAUCACUAUGGUUGUCAGUUACAUGCAGAGAGCACUGGGGAAGACAACAUAAGUCUUUGGGGAAUGUUAAUAAAAAUCCAUAGUGGAGUGCCACCAGUAUCCAGUCACUAAAAGACCCAAGAUCUUGAUAAAUUUUAUCUGCACACAUGGAAACACACCAAAAGCACAUCUCCAGUUGUUAAAAACAUUUCAGUCUUUUAUACUGUGCCAUGCUCAUAAUGUCCACACUGUAAUGCAUCUCCCCAGACUCAAUUUUGCCAAAUAUGUAAGCUGAAUUAGAACCCUCAGAAAAACCUUUACACAAUUCGAUCCUCUGUUGUUAGAAAUAAUGUAAGAAUGAAAUAAACCAUACUUUAUAUAUGA
Mastomys coucha (southern multimammate mouse) is the source of this 1821-nucleotide messenger RNA. Its product is annotated as BOLA class I histocompatibility antigen, alpha chain BL3-7-like. Gene Ontology annotation, biological process: positive regulation of T cell mediated cytotoxicity; antigen processing and presentation of endogenous peptide antigen via MHC class Ib; antigen processing and presentation of endogenous peptide antigen via MHC class I via ER pathway, TAP-independent. Gene Ontology annotation, molecular function: peptide antigen binding; signaling receptor binding. Lineage: Eukaryota; Metazoa; Chordata; Mammalia; Rodentia; Muridae. The transcript is spliced from 5 exons. Gene Ontology annotation, cellular component: external side of plasma membrane. The record is from RefSeq and is a predicted model, not a curated record.